Messenger RNA from Melopsittacus undulatus (budgerigar), 807 nucleotides. RefSeq names its product outer dense fiber of sperm tails 1 (gene ODF1). NCBI's taxonomy places the organism in Eukaryota, Metazoa, Chordata, Aves, Psittaciformes, Psittaculidae. Gene Ontology annotation, cellular component: polymeric cytoskeletal fiber. The record is from RefSeq and is a predicted model, not a curated record. The transcript has 4 exons. The coding region runs from base 206 to 748 and encodes 180 amino acids.
CCUGCCCCUCACCGGUCAUUGAGCUGGUCCUCGGUGCCCGGCAGCGGGUGCACCACGAAGUGGAUCGAGGUAGACAAGACCUAAAAUGGAAGAACAAGACCCAGCAAAUACCCUACAUACUAAACUGCACAGGCACUGAUGGCUCUUGGCACUUGUUUUCAGUGGGAGCUUGCACCCCCAGGGCAAGCUGUGCACUGCCAGCACAAUGUCGUGGCACGAUCACAUUUUGGAAGAGGCCAGGCAGGAUAUAAGGCAGUUCGAGAGAGAGAUGCAGAGCGAGAUGAGGCUGCUGGACCUGCACCUGCGGCAGCUCCGCAAGGAUCUGCCUACGUGCUGCCCGCACCACAUACGGCGCUGCUGCCUGCACCAGCCUGAUGCCUGCCCCUGGGAGAGAAGGGCCAUCACCGCGAGGAUGGAUGUGGAGCGGGAGCUCAAGAGUAUGCAAAGAAGACUUAACAAGAUGGCACAUUCUUUCCAUGAUCACAGACGUUUGGCUUUGAUAGACAUGAAGGGUUUUGACCCCAAGGAAAUCUCUGUAACAGUGAAAGACGGGAAGGUGAAGGUGGUAGCAGAGCACGAGGAGGAGUUCACCACCUCAAGAGGGAAGGAGUAUAACUACAAAAACAUCUCUCAGGAAAUCAGCCUUCCAUCAGGGGUGAGUGAGGACGAGGUGAUCUACUCAUUGUGCCCCAAUAAUGUUCUGAAGAUCGAAGCAGUAAGGUGCUGCCCUUGUCUUCCGAGCACCUGAGCCACAGCAGGGAGCAGCACGCAGGCACAGUCAUGCCUCUGUCACAUCUCUCUGUCAUC